AUGGCCUCUACCACUCCCCCAACGCUCAAACACGUCCUCAACCUCAGCCUCAUACCGACGACGGUGCUCGAUGCCGGCGCCACUCCUCGCGGACGCAUCAGCUGGGUGGAAUUGCCGUCGGGCGAACUGACGACCCCCGCGGGAGACAAGAUCGCCACGGUCCUCCCGGGCGGCGGCGACUAUUGCACGCGGCACGUCGACGACUUGAUGCUCGAAGUCGACCUGCGUGUUGUCGCGCAGACACCCGCCGACCCAGCCACGGGCGCCUCGACGCUGUUCAAGUUCCAGAGCGUCGGCUACGACAAGCUGAUCAAGCCGAUCAUGGGCGCCUUGGAUGGCGACGCCGCAGCGGCAUCGGCACCGCCACCACCAGGAGAAGAGAUGCCCUCGGCGCUGUACGGCACCGAGGUGCUCUGGUGCAACACGUCCAGCAAGGAGUAUUGGUGGAUGAACUUCGCGGUCCUGGUCGCAAAGGCCGCGCUUGUUCUGGGUCCCAAGGGCGUCGAGAAGGUCGAGUAUGCCAUUUAUCAGGUCGUCGUGUAG
Messenger RNA from Fonsecaea multimorphosa CBS 102226, 543 nucleotides. RefSeq lists its product as uncharacterized. The record is from RefSeq and is a predicted model, not a curated record. The transcript has a single exon. NCBI's taxonomy places the organism in Eukaryota, Fungi, Ascomycota, Eurotiomycetes, Chaetothyriales, Herpotrichiellaceae. Bases 1 to 543 code for a protein of 180 amino acids.